Molecule: messenger RNA, 1092 nt
Organism: Cercopithifilaria johnstoni
Lineage: Eukaryota; Metazoa; Nematoda; Chromadorea; Rhabditida; Onchocercidae
Source: the annotation of a GenBank genome assembly
AUGUGGUUGAUAAAACAACAGCGUUUCGUGUGCGUUUGGGGUCGACUCCUUGGUCGGUCAGGUUCAGCGUUUCAAAAUCAUAUGAGAAGGCGUUACGCCUGUGAUGCUCCGAGUGAAAUGCCAAAUGUGCAACGUCGGGAACGUUACUUAUUACCUAUGAAAUUCGAUUUCCGUGUCUGGUUCCCCAUGCAUAUGUCUGUACAAUUGAAACGAAUGAUUGGUAAACUGAGAACCGUGGAUCUUAUUAUCGAAGUGCACGAUGCUAGAGUGCCAAUCACUGGACGCAACCCUCAGUUUUAUUCGUCUUUAUAUGCCGUAAGACCACAUAUUCUUGUAAUGAAUAAAAUGGACCUCAUCAGUAAGGACUUAAGAAAACCAAUCGAAGAUUAUUAUCGUGAUAACGGCAUAACGAAUUUAGUAUGGACAAAUUGCAAAAAACGUCUCAGGAAACCACUCACAGACUUACAAAAUACGAUGUUGCGAUGCCUUCGUGAAGAACCACGUUUCAACCGAACUGUGAAAACGGAAUAUCAGGUUAUGGUAAUAGGCAUCCCUAAUGUUGGAAAAUCAUCACUGAUCAAUUCACUACGACUAACAAAUCUUGGAAACAAGCAAAAGGCUGUAGAGGAAGGUAGCAGACCAGGAGUAACAGUACGUGUUCAAAAUCGUGUGCGAAUUCACGAUCAGCCGCCAAUAUACAUACUCGACACACCGGGGAUACUAAAUCCGUUGGCACGGGAUGCAGAUGGUGCAAUGAAACUGGCGCUGUGCAAUCUUAUUUUAGAAAGUGCUACGCAAGUUCACUACGUUGCCGACUACCUGCUAUACUGGUUAAACAAGACGUGUGACCAUUCUUAUGUUAAAUUUUUUAACCUGCAUAAUGGACCGUCAGAUGAUAUACAGAAAGUGUUAUUGGAUAUAUGUCAAUCCAAUGAUAUUCGCUUUAAAUGCUAUAUUGCUGGACAACGAGCUGAACGAUGGGACAUCGAUACGGCAGCCAAAUUGUUUAUCGAUAUGUUCCGGAAUAAUAAACUACGUGACCACUGCUUAGAUAUUGAUUUUCUAUCGGAUUACAUGAAUAAAAAUGAGUAA